AUGACUGACCAACAACCACCAAAUAAAAGCAUUAAUUUUUUUAUGAAUAUUAUAAAUCACGGUUCUUUGAGCAUCGGAGCUAAUUUACCGUUAUCUUUGUCUUCGUCUUCGCCACCUCCAACAGCAAUUACGACGACUUCGACAACAAACUCAACUUCUAGUGUUCCUAUAACCAAUGCGGUUACAGAAAUACCAACCGAUGAAGGAUACAAUGACGGAUAUGAAGAACCAAAACAAAAAAUAGAAAUUCCUCCAUGGAUCGCUCAAUUGUCCGAAGAACAGAGGGCUGAAUUUACGUUUCAACUGCUCUUGACAUUACCAACCACGAAACUUGCACAGCUACAUGCUCGAUUAUCGCCGUUACUACACAGAGACUUUUUAUCGGCGCUGGGACGUGCAGCUUGUGUCUCGAAACAAUGGCGAAAAGUUUGUUCGGAUGGAUUCGUGUGGCGUAAUUUGUAUUUUAAGAAUGGAUGGACUGUUAAUCAGAGAAUGAUUGAUUGGUAUACCUCUAACAGUAGCAACAAUGACAUUGACAAUAGCAAUAAUAACCCUAGUAAUAAAAAUAGAAAGAGUAAGAAUAAAGGCAAGGCAAAUAACAAUAUUAGUAGUAGUGAUAUAUACUCUGACUCAUCUAUAGGAAUAAACAAUAUGAGCAAUAAUGAAGAACAAGAAUCUUUAGAUAUUGCUGCUGCAUCUACUAGUACUCAGAACCCACCGCCUUCACCGUCUUCACCGGCUUUUUACUCUAUCAGGAAUAAUAGUGACAGAACAGCAUCUUCUACAGCGGAUCCAUCUUCGUCGGCAAUUGCACCUAAAAGAAGACGUAGGUCUAAUAAUCUUGGAUAUAGAGGAGGUCGUAGACCUGCAUCAAUACCAAAUGCCAUGCUUUCAAGCUCAUCCCCUCUAAAUGGAUAUUUUUCGGAUAAUAACGGAGGAUCAGCAUAUAUUCCAUCUCCAUCACCAAUGCACCAGAACGAAUCAGGUGAAUCUUUUAUAAACUGGAAACACCUGUACCAUCAAAGAACAAUAAUAGAAAACAACUGGCGACAAGGAAACUACAUUACCCGCGAAUUACCCGGACACACUGAAGGAAUUUAUUGUGUACAAUUUGACGAAAAUAAAAUAAUAAGUGGCAGCCGUGAUGACACAAUUAAAAUCUGGGACAUUAAAUCCGGCUAUUGUGUACGAACAUAUAAUGGGCAUCGUGCGUCGGUUUUGUGUCUGCAGUAUGAUGAUAAUAUUAUUGUGAGUGGCAGUAGUGAUGCGACUAUUAUUAUUUGGGAUUUGGCCACCGGGGAAAAGCUUCGUACUUUAAGUGGACAUUCAGAAAGUGUUCUUAAUUUGAGGUUUGAUGAUAAGUAUAUUGUGAGUUGCUCAAAAGACCGUACUGUUAGAAUAUGGCAUCGAAAUACUGGUGCUUGUAUCGGUAUAUUGUCAGGUCAUCGAGCCGCAGUAAAUGCAGUACAAUUCCAAGAUAAUUAUGUAGUUUCCGCAUCCGGUGACCGAACCAUAAAACUAUGGUCACGAGACACCACUCAGUGUCUUCGCACAUUUGAAGGCCAUUCACGUGGUAUCGCCUGUAUACAGUUCGACGGCAAUAUCAUUGUGUCCGGUUCAAGCGAUAAAACCAUCAAAAUAUUUGACGUUCACACGGGCGUCUGCCUAAAGACUCUUACUGGUCAUACGGAUCUUGUGAGAACUUUGCAGUUCGAUGGAAAUCGUAUCGUUAGUGGAAGCUAUGACGAGACGUUGCGUGUCUGGGAUUUGCGGACUGGUGAGAUGUGUAUUCAAACUUCAAUUUAA
Ambispora gerdemannii is the source of this 1806-nucleotide messenger RNA. The record is from the annotation of a GenBank genome assembly. NCBI's taxonomy places the organism in Eukaryota, Fungi, Glomeromycota, Glomeromycetes, Archaeosporales, Ambisporaceae.